Molecule: messenger RNA, 1287 nt
Organism: Penicillium cataractarum
Lineage: Eukaryota; Fungi; Ascomycota; Eurotiomycetes; Eurotiales; Aspergillaceae
Product: peroxisomal membrane protein PEX14
Exons: 1
Coding region: 1-1287 (428 amino acids)
Biological process (GO): protein import into peroxisome matrix, docking
Cellular component (GO): peroxisomal importomer complex; peroxisomal membrane
Molecular function (GO): signaling receptor binding
Source: RefSeq, a predicted model, not a curated record
AUGUCUGAUCCUUCAUCAAAGCCACCAUCCAUUCCCUCAUGGCAGCAGCAGUCAGGGUCUGCUCCGACCGACCAGUCCCCAUCGUCAUCGCCGAGCUCCGACGAUGCGCCUGCAUCCGCCUCACGACAAGACCUCCUUGACCAAGCGUCCAAGUUCUUAGAAGAUGAAUCGAUUCGUGAUGCGUCGACAGAUCGCAAGGUCUCCUUCCUCGAGUCAAAAGGCUUGACCUCAGACGAGAUCCAACAACUCCUCGGCGUCUCCCGAAAUCCGGAGGCGAGCAGCGCCGAAUCAACCGCGGCCGAACCCAAGGUGCAAGAAACAUCUUCAUCCCCUUCACCUUCGGAUCAGUCUGAAGUGACUCCUUCUUCUCCUGUCACUGCGUCUACUUCAUCCUCUUCCUCCACCAUGUCGCAGCCACGCUCGACCCCCGCCACCUCCACAACCUCCUCCACUGCAGCACGCGACGUGCCCCCAAUCAUCACCUACCCCGAGUUUCUCUUCCAACCAGCCAAGCCACCCCCAUUGGUGACAAUGAGCCGGAUUCUAUACACAAUCUAUGGUGCCGCAGGUCUCGGUGCCAGUAUCUACGGCGCAAGCGAAUACCUCGUCAAACCAAUGCUGGCAAAUCUCACCAGCGCACGCCUCGAUCUCGCCAAUACCGCAAAGGAGAACCUGCAAAAGCUAAACGAGAAGCUCGAACAGAACGUAUCCGUCAUCCCCGCACAUCUUCUCACCGCGCGCAAGAAGGGCACCGAGGAUGGAGACGAGGACUCGAGCGACAACGAUUCCAUCAUCUCAGACCCCACAGAGCUCUUCCACCGAGACAUCGGUACCCAAACUACCCCCGACGUCUCGACAACCUCGCGAUCUUCAUCUUCAAAGGAUCCGGCAGAGACGGCUGCGGAUGCACCCACCAUCGCAGUUAACAAACACCUAACCCGCCUUGAAUCCAUUCAAUCCUCCUUGAAAGAAGUCACCGAGUUUGAGAAGGAUUCUAGUAACCUGGAUGACUCGAUGCGCACUCGUCUGACAGACCUCCACCACUACCUAGAUGGACUGAUAUACGCUGCGCCCAGUUACACUGCGACAGCAGGUUACGGUGGUUUGUACUCUGGAACCACCACAACAGGAUCAGAUAGCAGCUCCUCCGGUGUGCGCAAGUCCGAGGAGGACGCUAUCACAGCCUUCAAGGCGGAGAUUCGGGGCGUGAAAGGUGCGCUGCUGAGCGCUAGGAAUUUCCCGGCCAGUCGGGGCGGUAGACUCCCCGGUGGUAUGGCUGGGAGGUGA